This is a messenger RNA of Culex quinquefasciatus (southern house mosquito), 1354 nucleotides long. It is a transcript of the gene Ass, whose product is annotated as argininosuccinate synthase. Lineage: Eukaryota; Metazoa; Arthropoda; Insecta; Diptera; Culicidae. The record is from RefSeq and is a predicted model, not a curated record. Bases 72 to 1307 code for a protein of 411 amino acids. Gene Ontology annotation, cellular component: cytoplasm. Gene Ontology annotation, molecular function: argininosuccinate synthase activity; ATP binding. Gene Ontology annotation, biological process: urea cycle; L-arginine biosynthetic process. The transcript has 2 exons.
GAUCGUCCCACUCCAGUUCUAUUUGAUCACUGUAACCGUUAACGUCUCCCGACAAUCGUAGUCGUAGAAAAAUGUCUCAGGAACGGAUUCUGCUCGCCUAUUCCGGUGGCCUGGACACCAGCUGCAUCCUCAAGUGGCUGCUGGAGAAGGGCCACGAGGUGAUCUGCUUCAUGGCGGACGUGGGCCAGGAAGAGGACUUUGGGGCGGCCCGCGAAAAGGCACUCCGGAUCGGGGCCACGGACGUGAUCGUCAAGGAUAUGAAGCAGCAGUUCGUGGAGCGGUUCGUGUGGCCAGCGCUCCAGAUGGGACUGAUCUACGAGGACCGGUACCUGUUGGGGACGUCGCUGGCAAGGCCGUGCAUUUCGAUCGGGCUGGUGGAAGCGGCGGCUCAGCGGGGGUGUACGAUCAUCUCGCACGGGGCUACCGGCAAGGGGAACGAUCAGAUUCGGUUCGAGCUGAGCUGCUAUGCGUUGAAUCCGACCAUUAAGGUGAUCGCGCCGUGGAGGUUGCCCGAGUUUUGCGAGCGGUUCCAGGGGCGGACGGAUCUGCUGGAGUAUGCGAAGAAGAAUAACAUUCCGGUCAGCGCCACCACCAAGGCGCCCUGGUCGAUGGACGCCAACAUCAUGCACAUCAGCUACGAGUCCGGCCUGCUGGAGGAUCCGGCCAUCGCCGCCCCCGAGGAACUGUACCAGAUGACGCAGUCGCCGCAGAAGAGCGCCGAAACUGCCACGACGGUGGAGAUCAUCUUCAAAGAUGGCGCCGCCGUUCGCGCCUCGGAGUUGAUUAGCGGCAAGACCAUGGAACGUCCGGUGGACAUUUUGACGUUUUUGAACAAGAUUGGUGGGGAGCACGGGGUUGGCCGGAUUGAUUUGGUCGAGAACCGGUUCUUGGGAUUGAAAUCUCGUGGAGUGUACGAGACUCCGGGCGCUACGAUUCUGCACGUGGCUCAUCGCGAUCUGGAGGUGUACUGCUUAGAUCGGGAGAUCUUCCGGGUGAAGUCGUUCCUCUCGUCCAAGAUGGCCGACUACGUGUACAACGGGUUCUGGUACUCGCCGGAAGCGGAGUACGUUCGGUCCUGCUUGGUCGCUUCCCAACGUAACGUUACCGGCAAGGUGGUGCUGGAGAUCUUCAAGGGACACGCGAUGGCCGUUUCUCGGGAGUCCAUCAAGAGCGUUUACAACCAGGAGCUGGCCUCGAUGGACGUGCACGGAUCGCUUUCUCCGUACGCCGCUACCGGGUUCAUCGAGGUGAACGCCAUGCGACUGAAGGAACAUCACCGAGUGUUUGGCAGUGCCAAUAUGAAGUAGUUCGGUGGAGAGCGUUUUCAUUAAAGUUGUUUAACGGUUCUGCAAAA